This is a messenger RNA of Gongylonema pulchrum, 429 nucleotides long. The record is from the annotation of a GenBank genome assembly. NCBI's taxonomy places the organism in Eukaryota, Metazoa, Nematoda, Chromadorea, Rhabditida, Gongylonematidae.
AUGAUGAUAAGUUUUCAUGUCCCGGCGCUGUGCAGCUCGGCUUCCGGUGAUGUUAAGAAAAGCUGCUCUCCCGUUCAGCACUAUCUUAAGGUGCAUAAGUCGUGCGCCGAAAGCGGAAAGUGUGAUCGGCCUAUCCCGCCAGACUGGACCGGCGUCUCUUCACACCUUUUUCUGGAUGGCCGAUUAGUGGGUGUUGGUGGCAUUCAGUGCUACGUGGCCGACCAAGAGUAUCUCAUAAUCGCAUCUGUUGUUCGCUGUCGUUUUGAAACGACCUCACUCAGCUCGGCAGUGAGGCAAGCAUGCCACUGGCAACCGAACGGCCGAAAAGAUGGCAAUUCCUCGGUACCGUAUUAUGCCGAAGAAGGCCAGGGCAUCGUAUUGGGUUGCACCGAAUGCAGCAGCUCUGAUCGACUUGCCUGCUCGUUCUGU